AUGCGCUCCGCGAUCUGCGGUCCUUGGCACUCCCGCGCGCUCCUCCGCACCUGCACGCCCGCGAACGACCUCGCGCGACCCCACGGGACCUCGGGGCUUCCACUGCGCCGGACGCUCACGGACGGGCCGCGUGGGCCUGUGCGGCGCUGCCGCGGCCAGCCUCCCUCCCCAGCCAGCAACCGCCCCACCACGAUCGCAAUGGUCGCGCGCGGCGACAUUGUCGAGUUUCGUUCGCUGGACAAAAUCCUCGUGAAACGGGACGGAAAGGUGACCGAGGUGCCCGCGAGCGACGUCAUCUCGAACCGCACCGUGGUGUGGUACUUCUCCGCGCACUGGUGCCCGCCGUGCCGCGCCUUCACGCCGCGCUUCGCACAACUGUACGCGGAGCUGCGCGCCCGGCACGGCGACGCGUUCGAGGUCGUCUUCGUCUCCUCAGAUCGAUCCGCGGCGGAGUUCGAGUCGUACUACGCGGAGAUGCCCUGGGCGGCGGUGCCGUGGUCGGACCAGUUCGCGCGACAGUCAUUGAGCCGCAUGUGGCGCGUGGCGGGCAUUCCGACCGCGGCGGUCGUGACGCCCGACAACGCCUCGAAGAAGCACCGCGUCGGCAACACGAACGCGCGCGCAGCGAUCGCCCGGGACGUCGGAUCCGGCGAGCGAUACCCGUGGACGUCCGACGCCGACCAGCCGGGCACGGCGGGGCUGCUGGGUGCCGCGGGGUGGCUCGUCGCGGGCGUCUUGCUCUGGCUGCUCAUACGCGCGCUGCUGUGA
Molecule: messenger RNA, 768 nt
Organism: Pedinophyceae sp. YPF-701
Lineage: Eukaryota; Viridiplantae; Chlorophyta; Pedinophyceae
Source: the annotation of a GenBank genome assembly